Messenger RNA from Ipomoea nil (Japanese morning glory), 5356 nucleotides. RefSeq names its product eukaryotic translation initiation factor 5B-like. NCBI's taxonomy places the organism in Eukaryota, Viridiplantae, Streptophyta, Magnoliopsida, Solanales, Convolvulaceae. The transcript is spliced from 12 exons. Bases 292 to 4812 code for a protein of 1506 amino acids. Gene Ontology annotation, molecular function: GTPase activity; GTP binding; translation initiation factor activity. The record is from RefSeq and is a predicted model, not a curated record.
UUUCCCAGUUCUUCAUCAUCAUCAUCUGCCUCAUUCCUUCUGCUCUGCAACUCAAUCAAAACACUCUUUUCUUUUGCAUAAACUGAAACUAAAAUCUGUGAAUCUCUAUAUAUCGGUUAUAAUUAUAUAAUCCAGAAACGCAGACGCACAUACACAUAAUUAUACGUAUAACCUAUCGGUUAUUCCUCCGAUUGUUUACUCUCCGCCCCUUGCCGCAGGGUUUAAAGUCCAGUUUUGAUUGGUAAAAUUCUACUGGACUGAUAAUCUGUCGAAUCCGCAAGGGACACUUCAAUGGGGAAGAAGAAGCCAACUCCACGGGAGGAUGGAAACACCACUGCUGUUCAGGGGGGUGGGGGUGGAAAGGCAAAGAAAAAGAACUUUAUGAUUGAUGAUGAUGAGUAUUCUGUUGGGACUGAGCUUUCUGAAGAGCCUAUUGUUCAGGAUGAGAAAGCAGCACCAGCACCGGUGGGCGAUAGGAAGAGAGGUAAAAAGAAACUUGUGAUUGAUGACGAUGAGUAUUCUGUUGGGACAGAGUUAUCCGAAGAGCCAGAAGAGAAACUAGCACCUGCCCCAGCAGGUGGUAAGAAGAAAGGUAAAAAGGGGAAGAAAUCUGGUGCCAAAGAUAAUGAUGAUGAGGAUGAAGCUGAGGAAAAAAAUAUUAUGAAAGAUUCUGAUGAAGUGGAGAACGAUGAUGCUUUGAUGAGUCAGUUUACUGGUAAAAAGAAGCCCAAGGGGAAGAAGGCUGACAGUAUGGCUGCCGCCAAGUUUGCAUUACUUGGCAGUGACGAUAAUGAUGAUGAGAGGUCGAGUGUGACCAAAGAUGGGGAUGGAGGGGGUGGUGAUAGUGAGGAAGAGAGUGAGAAUGUUAUUUCAUUUACUGGAAAGAAGAAAUCAAAGUCAAAAAAGGGUGCUGCAAACAAGUUCACUACCUCUGCAUUUGAUGCAAUUGGUGGUGAUGAAUUUGAUGAAAACGACUCAGAUAAUGAGCUGCAGUCUGAUAAUGAAGAGGAGCCAGUAAUUUCCUUCACAGGGAAGAAGAAACCCUCAAAGCCAAGUAAGAAUGCAGGUCGAAGUGUUUUCGCACCAUCUACUUUUGAUGGACUUGAUCAAGUAGGGGAUAGUGAUGAUGCUACUAAAGAUGAAGAUAAUGAAAUUCCUUCUAUCGCCUUCACAGGGAAGAAGCCAUCAAAAUCUAGUAAGAAAGCAGGUGGAAGUGUGUUUGCUGCAUCUGCUUUUGAUGGUCUUGAUGAUUUGGAGCAGAGUUCAGACUUAAGUAAGGAGGAAAAUGAUGAAGUUCCUCCUAUUACCUUCACAGGAAAGAAAAAGAAAUCUUCUAAAUCCUCCAAAAAGAGCAAUUCACUCCAUUUAAAUGAAGAAAAUGAUGAGGAUGUCAGUGAUUCUAAACUGGAUACUGGUGUAUUUGAAGAGGAUGCCACUGCUCAGGAUGAUGAUAUGUCUGAGAUUAUGUUUUCUGGUAAAAAGAAGUCAUCUAAAAAGAAGAACAAAACUGCAUUGAAUAUGCUUGACAACGAGGCCAGAGAUGAUUCAUUGGAUGCAAUUGACUCUGAAAAACCAAGCCUAGCUGAUAGUAAUAGAGAAGCUGAAGAAACAAAAAACAAAACGCAGGUUAGAGAUGAUGUGUCUGGAACUUCGAAGGCUAAGUCAAAGAAAAAGAAGGGUGGAAAAACAGUUCAAGAAGAGCAGGAUGAGAUUGACAAGAUUCUAGCAGAGCUCGGUGAAGGACCAGCUAAUCCUGCUUCUGCCCCUAGUGUACCUCCCCCUGAAGAGAAAUUACAGGUACAACCUGAACCAAAAGAUAAAACUAAGAAAAAGAAGGGUGGCAAAACAGCUGAAGAGGAGGAUGAAAUUGACAAAAUUCUGGCUGAACUGGGUGAAGGACAGCCAUCAUCAAAACCUGUACCCUCUCAUGCCCCUGCUCCCUCUUCACAAGAGGAAAAAGAUCAGCCGGAAGCAGGAGAAGAUACUGCUGAGAAGGAAACAACAGAGGGGGUGGUGGAGUCUGCAGCUGCAAAGAAGAAGAAAAAGAAGAAGGAGAAAGAAAAGGAGAAAAAGGCAGCUGCAGCAGCAGCAGCUGCACCUGUGAUAGAGGAAAAGCAGGAAGAAGUGAAAAUUGAAAGCAAAGGUAAAGUGGCUGAUAAGAAAGUCCCUAAACAUGUCAGGGAGAUGCAAGAGAGACUUGCCAGACUUAAGGAAGCUGAGGAAAAGAAGAAGAAGGAAGAGGAAGAAAGGCUAAGGAAGGAAGAAGAAGAACGUCGUCGGCAAGAAGAGUUAGAAAGGCUUGCAGAGGAAAAGAAACGCUUAAAAAAGGAGAGGGAGAAGGAGAAACUUUUGAAGAAGAAACAAGAGGGGAAGUUGCUAACAGGAAAACAGAAAGAAGAAGCUCGCAGAUUGGAAUUAAUGAGAAAGCAAAUACUUGCCAAUGCUGGGGGUUUACCAAUCCCUACCGGGGAGACUGGUAAGGAGGGAACAAAACGGCCUAAGUACCAAACAAAGAAGUCAAGGCCAUCUCAUGGAAAUGAGAAACCUGCAGCUGCGACAAAUGAAAUCACAGAAGUGAAGGAAACUCAGCAUGAAAUUGUCUCUGAGGUUGAUUCUGUGGACACUGAGAAGGUUGAUGAGGUAGAAUCAAUUAAUACAGAGGAGAAGUCAGAAGUUGCUGAUGCUGAGGAAAAUGGAAUUGAAGAAGACGAAGAUGACGAGGAGUGGGAUGCAAAAAGCUGGGAUGAUGCUGAUCUCAAACUGCCUGGUAAAAGUGCAUUUGCUGAUGAGGAGGUAGAUGCUGAACCCAAAGCUGUAGUCAGAAAAGAGCUAAAGGUUGCACAGUCAGCUGCUCGCAAUUCAGGGGCUCCAUCAGUGGGUUCCAAGCAAGCUCCUGUAACUGCACCAGUUGUAACUAAAAAUGAGGAUAGUAAGAAGAGGGAGCCAGAGUCUGAGAGUAAGCUCAAAGGAAAGGGAGCAAGGGGAGCACAAAAACCUGUUGAACUGCCUGACCAGAGUGAAACAAACCUUCGUUCUCCCAUUUGCUGUAUUAUGGGUCAUGUUGACACUGGUAAAACCAAGCUUCUUGAUUGCAUACGAGGCACUAAUGUCCAAGAAGGUGAGGCAGGAGGGAUUACUCAGCAGAUUGGUGCUACGUACUUCCCUGCAGAGAAUAUAAGAGAGAGAACUAAGGAACUAAAAGCUGAUGCCACGUUGAAGGUUCCUGGUUUGUUGGUUAUUGACACCCCAGGACAUGAGUCUUUCACUAAUCUCCGUUCUCGAGGUUCAGGUUUAUGUGAUAUUGCAAUUUUGGUUGUGGACAUUAUGCAUGGACUAGAGCAACAGACCAUUGAAUCUCUCAAUCUGCUGAAGAUGAGGAAUACCGAGUUUAUUGUUGCUUUAAAUAAGGUUGACAGGCUUUAUGGAUGGAAAGUUUGCCGCAAUGCACCUAUUCAGAAGGCAAUGAAACAACAGAAUAAAGAUGUACAGUUUGAAUUUAACACAAGGCUCACUCAGAUUGUCACACAGUUCAAAGAGCAAGGAAUAAAUACUGAAUUGUACUAUAAAAAUAAAGAUAUGGGAAAAGAUACCUUCAGCAUUGUACCUACUAGUGCUAUCAGUGGUGAAGGUAUUCCUGACUUAUUGUUAUUACUGGUCCAAUGGACUCAAAAGACAAUGGUUGAGAGACUUACAUUUAGCAAUGAAGUCCAGUGUACUGUGUUGGAAGUAAAGGUUAUUGAAGGCCAUGGGACAACAAUUGAUGUGGUACUAGUUAAUGGUGUGCUUCAUGAAGGAGAUCAAAUAGUUGUUUGUGGCAUGCAGGGACCUAUUGCAACCUCAAUUCGAGCAUUACUGACCCCUCACCCAAUGAAAGAGCUCCGAGUGAAGGGUACAUAUUUGCAUCAUAAAGAAAUCAAGGCAGCACAGGGUAUAAAGAUUACUGGACAGGGCCUUGAACAUGCUAUUGCAGGCACUAGUCUAUAUGUUGUGGGGCCUGAUGAUGAUUUGGAUGACAUCUUAGAAUCAGCUAUGGAAGAUAUGAGGUCAGUGAUGAGCAGGAUUGACAAGAGUGGGGAGGGGGUUUAUGUUCAAGCAUCUACCCUUGGAUCAUUAGAAGCUUUGCUUGAGUUCCUGAAGACUCCUGAAGUUAGCAUACCAGUUAGUGGCAUUGGCAUAGGCCCUGUACACAAAAAGGAUGUCAUGAAGGCCAGUGUCAUGCUUGAAAAGAAGAAAGAGUAUGCAACAAUAUUGGCUUUUGAUGUUAAAGUCACACCUGAAGCUCGCGAGCUUUCAGAAGAACUUGGUGUCAAAAUUUUUUGUGCCGAUAUUAUUUAUCAUUUGUUUGAUCAAUUCAAAGCCUAUAUUGAUAAUCUCAAGGAGGAAAAGAAGAAAGAGGUUGCAGAGGAAGCAGUCUUUCCCUGUGUUAUCAAGAUUGUACCUGAGUGUAUUUUCAAUAAGAAGGAUCCCAUUGUAAUGGGUGUCGAAAUUCUUGAUGGCAUUGCCAGGAUUGGAACUCCCCUUUGUAUUCCGUCAAAGGAGUUCAUUGAUAUUGGUCGCAUUGCAUCAAUUGAGAACAACCAUAAGCCUGUUGAUUAUGGAAAGAAAGGACAAAUGGUUGCCAUUAAGAUAGUUGGAUCCAAUUCUGAAGAGCAACAGAAGAUGUUUGGCAGGCACUUCGAUGCGGAUGACGAGCUCAUUAGCAAAAUUUCAAGGAGAUCAAUUGACAUACUCAAAGAAAAUUUCAGGAAAGAUCUGACUGUUGAAGAGUGGAGGCUGCUUGUGAAACUGAAGAACAUUUUCAAGAUACAAUGAGUCUUGCUUGUUUAGUACACUGUUCCAUGGAAUACUACACAAAGAGCUUAAAGGAGAGCAGCUCAAGUAAAAGUGCGGGCAUUCGUGAAUUGGAGUUGGUAUCCAACAACCGAAGUUUUGGGAAAGUCAUGUCCAGACUACAAUGAACGAGCUUUUUGUAUUAUGAUCCUUGAUACCUUGUAACAUACACAGGUGGGGAAACGAGAAUUCAUUUUGUGUUUCCAAAUUUUGAAGACGCAUAGAGUUGCCUGAAGUGAAGUGGAUGGGUGGUGUUGAAGCUGUGCUGUGCUGUGUUAGACAUGCAUAAUGCUCCCCAAUAAACAACUUUGGCAUGUGAUUCUUUGUGGAGUUUUUUGAUAUAUGAAAACCUGUUGCACAACACCUUGCCAUUUCAUCCCAUCCCAUCCCCUUAUCAGUCAGUGUAAACAAGAAGAAAGAGACACGAAGACAGUACCACCAUUAAUUUUUGCUGAUGUUUAUUAUGUCUUAGAAUUCUGAAUUCGUGAUGCUUAUAAUUUCGUAACUACUUUUUUUUGUAAACAAA